AUUGAAGAUGGAAGAUCAAGAUGACGCCGAGGGUCAGCAACCAGGUGAUCUGACCUCCGUUGCCCCAUCUAGUCUCGAAAGAUCGCCUGGAAAUGACUUAACAAAAGACAAAAAUGAAAAUUUCUUUGAGGAAGAAUCCCCCUUAAAUUCAAUGGAUAUAGAAUCUGCCGACCCCUUGGCUCAUUACAAUUUCAACAAUGUAUACAGUGGCAGGCUGGCCAAGCAGGAGAAAUUGCGGAGUGUGCGGGGAAAAAAAGAGCCCAGAGACAAACUUUUAGCAAAAACAAAACUCAAAGACAUAAAUACAGUGGACCAGGGGGAUGCAAUAACCAAUCCUGAAAAAGAUGAAAGCCCUGACAGGUUCAAUAUUCAAAGGAGAAAACAUAAACUGCGAAAAACCUCCAGAAGUCUUGAAAGAGAUCGAAAAAGUACAUCACACGUAGAAGGACCACAGAUGCUAGCAAAGCAAGAGCCAUUAAAAGUAGACUCUCCAAACAGAUUUUUAUCACUUAAUUCAAAACCGGUGACAAACGUGCCUCAUGAAAACAGUGCCUCUCCUCUUGAGCCUUUGCGUAGUUAUCAACGAAGGCAGCUCUCUCAUCAUCCUGAGGAAUGCCCUCCCGACAGAGUUUCGUUUCACGAAACUUUUAAAUUAUUGGUCAAUAUGGGGACCAAACCAACAAAGGAAGGAAAGAGGGAAAAGAAAGACUACAACAGACAAAUUAGCUCAGAACAGGAGAUCUGGCAAACAAAACUGAAUGAUCUUGUAUGGCUGGAACUGCAGGCUUGGCAUUGUGCAAGAACAGUGAAAGAACAGGAUAUUUACCUGUGCAAAGAGAGAGAAAAAGUGGAAACUUCAUUACAAGAAAUCAUGAAAUUUAUGUUUACAGAAAAUGAAUCAGCUAGAAGCUUAUCAAGUGAAGGUGACUUACCCGCCUACAUGUGGACUCAAGAGCACAUAUAUAGACAACUGGAGGCCAUAGAACAGGNCCGCUGA
This is a messenger RNA of Lingula anatina, 997 nucleotides long. Its product is annotated as mitogen-activated protein kinase kinase kinase 4-like. Gene Ontology annotation, biological process: MAPK cascade; protein phosphorylation. NCBI's taxonomy places the organism in Eukaryota, Metazoa, Brachiopoda, Lingulata, Lingulida, Lingulidae. Gene Ontology annotation, molecular function: protein kinase activity; ATP binding. The record is from RefSeq and is a predicted model, not a curated record.